UUGGUUUCAAAAUUGCAAAUUACUAUUUUUGGACACUUUUUUAGUUACUUCUAGAACCUGUCAUCCGGUUGAUGGCUUCUUCUCCUAACCACUCCCACAGUCGGUAUUCGGUGGACCAAAAAGAUGCACCUAUACCACUCUUUAUCUUGAAACAAUUUAGAAAAAACAUCAUUUUCAAUUAGAUUUGAAAAUUAUACCAUUUCUUAACAUGUAGGCAAUCAGUUAAAUUGACAUGUCCAUGAGGUGAAACGUAGCUAAACCAAAAAGUCCAGAACACACAACCUUAUAUAAUUUUCAUUGAAGUUCAUGACAAUUUCAUACUAGAUAAUUAAUCAAUGAUGGAGUAUCAUAUCUUACUAUUAUUCACCACCCUAUCCCUUAUCAUAAUCCGGUUCUUCCUAAACCGCCAAAAGAAUAAACCACCCGGUCCAACCGGUCUUCCCAUAAUCGGAAACCUCCACCAACUCGGCUCAAAACCCCACUGCACCCUCUCUUCCCUCGCCAAAACCUAUGGCCCCAUCAUGUCCCUCCGCUUCGGCUCCGUCACCGUCACCGUUGCUUCCUCCCCGAAAACCGCCCAAGAAAUCCUCCAAAAAAACGACCAAUCCUUCGCCAACCGCCCUAUCCCUGAAUCAGUUGCUGCUCAACCCAACGUCAACGACACACUCGCAUGGUCCCAUGCCGACUCACGGUGGCGUAACCGUAGACGUAUCUGCACCACACAAAUAUUCACCACCCACCGCCUUGACCUUCUCCAACAUCUCCGUCACCGGAAAGUUGAGCAACUAGUCCAACACCUUCACAAAAAAGCAGCAGAGAAAACAACCGUUGACAUAGGUGAACUUGCUUUCGCCACCAUGUUGAACUUGGUUUCCAACACGGUGUUCUCAGAGGACCUUGUUGAUUCGGAGUUCGAGAGUGCUGGUGAGUUUAAAGAGCUUGUAUGGAGGAUAAUGGAAGAUGCUGGGAAAGUGAAUGUUUCUGAUUAUUUUCCAGUGGUGAAGAUGUUUGAUCUGCAAGGUGUGAAGAGACACGUUAAGGUUUCAUAUGUAAGAUUGCAUGAGAUUUUUGAUCGUAUGAUUCAAAAACGUGUUGAAGAUAGAAAUAGUAAUUCGCAUGAUGGUGGCGUGGUUGCUGGUGAUUUCUUGGAUGUUUUGCUUGAUCAUUGUCAACAAGAGGAUGACUCUGUUUUUAGCGUUGAAAGCAUCAAGCCAUUGAUUCUGGACUUAUUCAUAGCUGGAAGUGACACAUCAGGAUCAACAACUGAAUGGGCAAUGGCAGAGCUUCUCCGCAAUCCAAACAUAAUGAAAAAAGCAAGAAAUGAAGUGAUUCAACUAAUUCCCAAAUCCAACCAAGUCAAAGAAUCAGACAUUCCUUCACUUCCAUACAUCCAAGCAAUAGUCAAAGAAACCCUUAGGCUUCAUCCUCCUGUACCACUUCUCUUACCUUAUAUUGCAGCAAAUAAUGUUGAAAUAAAUGGUUACACAAUUCACAAAGGAAACCAAGUUUUAAUAAAUGCAUGGUCUAUAGGAAGAAACCCCGAGUUUUGGGAGGAUCCGUUGUUGUUUCAACCAGAAAGGUUUCUUAAUUCGAAUGUAGAUUUUAAAGGGAGAGAUUUUGAGUAUUUACCUUUUGGUGCCGGAAGGAGAAUUUGUCCUGGUAUUCCACUUGCUAAUAGAAUGAUUAUUUUGAUGUUGGCUGUGUUGUUGCAUUCUUUUGAAUGGGAGCUUCCUAAAGGUGUUAGUCCUGAAACGCUUGAUAUGAGUGAGCAAUAUGGAAUCACAUUGAAGAAGCUUAUUCCUCUUUCUGCUGUUCCAAUUUCAGUAGUAGUAUGAAAAACAUGCGAGUAUUUUGAGAUUGAGAAAAAAGGUGUUUAGUUGAGAAUGCAAUUGGUUUGAGAUUUUAUAUUAUCACUCUUAAAUAAGUAUGAAGUUUAUGUGAGAUGGGUCUAUUUAAUCAAAGUUGGGAAAAUUUCCAUGUUCAAAUAGGCUUAUAGAGGUCCUUUAUAUACUAAACGUGGACGUGUAAAUCUUACAUUAUUUAUCGUAUGAAAUGGGUUCAAACUUCAAAGAGGCUAA
Medicago truncatula (barrel medic) is the source of this 2078-nucleotide messenger RNA. RefSeq names its product geraniol 8-hydroxylase. Gene Ontology annotation, molecular function: iron ion binding; oxidoreductase activity, acting on paired donors, with incorporation or reduction of molecular oxygen; heme binding. The coding region runs from base 336 to 1835 and encodes 499 amino acids. The transcript has 2 exons. The record is from RefSeq and is a predicted model, not a curated record. Lineage: Eukaryota; Viridiplantae; Streptophyta; Magnoliopsida; Fabales; Fabaceae.